AUGACCACCUCUGAGAAUGAGUGGGAGAGCAUCAAGGGUGUCAAGCUUAGCAAGCCGACGCUGAGCUUGAUGAAUGACUGCCUUGGUUUCCGCACGAUGGCGCCUGUUCAGGCCCGCGUCGUUCCCCUUCUUCUCACCAACUACGACGUCGUGGUCGAGGCGGUGACCGGGAGUGGGAAGACCUUAGCCUAUUUGAUCCCCUGCCUCGAGAUGCUGCUGCGGCCGGCCGGCCAGGAGGCCUGCCGUGCGCGCAAGAAUGCGAUUAUUGCGAUGGUCGUUCUCCCCUCCCGCGAGCUCGCGCAGCAGGUCUUCCAGAUCGUGAAGAAGAUGCUGCACUACGUCACGAAGGAGUAUCGCACCGGGAAGGAAAAGCCCCUUCCGAGUUACUCCUACUUGUGUUACAUCGGCGGCCGAGAUAUCAAACUCGACGUAGAGGAUUUUGAAAAGCAUGGGGGGAAUGUCAUCGUGGGAACGCCGGGGCGGCUGUUCGAGCUCUUCAUCUCGUCGAAGUAUUCCGGCUUAUUUGACUGCAGUGCCUUUGAGCUGCUCAUUCUGGAUGAGGCGGAUAAGCUUCUGGAGUUUGGUUUUAAGGCGAAGCUGGAUGCCUUGAUCAAGCGCCUGCCCAAACAACGACGGACGGGUAUGUUUAGCGCGACGCAAACCAAAGAGCUCACGGAGAUCGCGCGGGUAGGGAUGCGCAACCCGGUUUCCGUUACGGUCCGCGUCCACUCCAUGAGCACCACCGUGGCGGAUGAAACGAAGCCGCAGAUUCCGGAUCGCCUCAUCAACUACUACACCUUCACGAAGGCUUCCGAGAAGUUAGAUCGCUUGCUCGAAUUUCUUCGCGCGCACCUCAGCGAGAAGGUGAUUGUGUACACGAUGACUUGUGCAGGGGUGGAUUGGCUUUACGAGGCCCUCAGCACCGUUCUUCUCGCGGACGAGGCCGAUCACAUCUUCCCGUUGCACGGCCAAAUGAAGCUGGAAAAGCGGCAAAAGGUGCAACGCGCCGUUACGAAAUCCUCGCGUUGUAUUCUCGUCGUUACGGACGUCGCCGCGCGCGGGUUGGAUAUUCCGGAGGUUGGGGUGGUUGUGCAGUUCGAUCCGCCGGUGGAUCCGAAUACGUUUAUCCAUCGCAUCGGCCGCACCGCGCGGAUGGGAAGGCGGGGAACGAGCCUCGUGCUUCUCAUGCCGCACGAGCUCGAGUACGUCACCUUCAUGGGGCUCCAAAAUGUGCGUCUCCUCCCGUUGGAUGAAACGCGAGAUAGCAUGGAGGCCGGGCAGGAUCAGCUCGACCAGCUCAACGCGCGACGGACCUUGUUUAGUUCGCAGCCGGUGGAUAAACGGAAGUCGAUUCAUCAAUCCCAUCGCCUGAAACAGCUCACCCGGCGCGAGCGUCGGGCGAAGCUCCAUGCGGAUCAUCUGAACGCAGCCGCCGGCGCCGAGAGGGCGCGUGUGGAUCGGAAGGAGGUGCUCGGCGAUUUAUGCGAGAGUCCGUCGGUGUUAGCGCUUCGCCGGGCGGCGUGUGGGAACGAGAAGCUGCUGAAUUUAGCCACCCGGGCGUUUGUUUCGUUUAUCCGAGCCUACAAGGAGCAUGAGUGCCGCCACAUCUUUCGCCUGCAGCUGAUCGAUCUCACGGACCUCACACACGGGUUCGGCAUUUUCAAGGUGCCGAACUGCGGGGAGAUCAAGCGGAUGCGGAUUUUGAAGAUUCCACUCCAACCCGAGUUCAACGACUUCGUCCGGGUGUUAUCCGAGAAGGUCCAGGAGAAGCGUCAACGGGAGAUGGAGCAACGGGCGCAGCGGGGUUCGAAAAAUGGCGCCGAGGAGGAUCCCGACGCCCCCGGGUUGAAGCACCACAAGGUGGAGCGUAAUGAGAGGCUGGAGGCGUUAAAAAAGGUGAAAAUGACGCAAUCGGAGCGGAGCCGUGCGUGGCGGCAGGCGGAGAUCGACGAACUCCUGAAGGAUAGCUAUUACGUGAAGAAGGAGCGUCAGGGGCGGAUUAAGGCGCGCGUGGUAGACGAGAAGAUGGGGGUGAAUGCGAUCGAAAAUGCCUUGUUGAGCUCGCGUGAGCGGCAAGAGGCCGGGAAGGUUCGUCGCCACGGCUGA
Molecule: messenger RNA, 2106 nt
Organism: Phytomonas sp. EM1
Lineage: Eukaryota; Euglenozoa; Kinetoplastea; Trypanosomatida; Trypanosomatidae
Source: the annotation of a GenBank genome assembly